Messenger RNA from Candida dubliniensis CD36, 2700 nucleotides. It is a transcript of the gene SFL2, whose product is annotated as Sfl2p. Gene Ontology annotation, molecular function: sequence-specific DNA binding; DNA-binding transcription factor activity. Gene Ontology annotation, biological process: regulation of DNA-templated transcription. The record is from RefSeq and is a predicted model, not a curated record. Lineage: Eukaryota; Fungi; Ascomycota; Pichiomycetes; Serinales; Debaryomycetaceae. Bases 1 to 2700 code for a protein of 899 amino acids. The transcript has a single exon.
AUGAGUAAAAAAAAAAAUCCUGGUGAUCCUAGAAUUAAGAAGAACGCUUUUGUUCAUAAAUUAUAUACCAUGUUACAUGAUCCAUCUUUAAAUCAUUUAAUUUGGUGGACUAAUAGUAAUGGUGAAGAAAAUACUUUUGCUUUAUGUCCAGGGAAAGAAUUUGCUAAUUGUUUAACUCAAUAUUUUAAACAUGGUAAUGUUGCAAGUUUUGUUCGUCAACUUCAUAUGUAUGGUUUUCAUAAAGUUAGUGAUCCAUCAUCCAAUACUUAUUCUACAAUCAACAACAACAACAACAACAACAGUGGUAGUAGUAGUAGUAACAAAGAUGUACCACCAGUUUGGGAAUUUAAACAUCUGAGUGGAAGAUUUAAACGUGGUGAUGAAAAUUCAUUGAUUUAUAUAAAACGAAGAUCAAGUUCUAAUCAUAAUUCAAGACUUGGUACAUAUUCUGAAACUAUUCAUCAUCCAUUAUUAUCCAAUCCUUUUAUAAAUCAACCACAAUUAAUAUAUCAAGAUUAUUCAAUGGGGACUCCAAUUGAAGUUCAACCAUUUUAUAACAAUCAAAAUCAACCACCAAUGUAUUAUCAACCGCCACUACCACCACUACCACCACAACAACAACAACAACAACAACAACAAGUGAUUGCUACUCCUCAAUAUCAUCAGUAUAAUAAUUAUCAUAUGCAACCACUACAACAACCGCUACAACCAACAAAUGCAUUAUUCGAUUACCAACAAACAAUAAUACAACCAGUACCUACACCUCAUCAACCAGGAUCUUUUGUUCAACAAAUACCGGCACCACCAGCACCAGCACCACCAGCACUAGCACCAUCAUCACUAGAUCAAUCUCAAUCUCAAUCUCAAUCACAACAAUAUAUUCCUCAAUUACAAUAUCGACAAAAUCCAUAUCCUCAACCACUUUCAGGAACACAACCUCAACAACUUCAAGAAUCUCAUUCAGGAUCUUUAAUUUAUCAACCAAUUCCACAUUAUUCUACAACACCACCACCACCACCACCACCAGAACCACCAGCACCACCAAAAGAUACAAUUCAUAAUCAUAAUCAUAAUCAUACACAAUUACAAACCACCCCAAUUACUAUAGCAACAAAAAUUAAUGGUAAUUUAUCAAGACCAUCAUCAUCUUCCUCAUCAUCAUCAAAUUCAUUAUCAAAUUCAGCAGCAGUAGCAGUACAUGAACAAAAUUCAUAUUUAAAAUUUAGGAAAAUUUGGCAUAAUGAAAUUAAUGAAAAUAAUGAAAAUAAUGAAAAAAUUAAUAAUUUAAAACCAAGAAAUCCAUCAUUAAUGUUUGAUCCAUUAAUACAAGUUGAUUGUAAUUCUAAUUCUAAUUGUAAUUCUAAUUGUAAUUCUGAACGAUCAUCUAAAACCAUUCAACAAAACAAUUCCAAUUCUAUUAUAUCAAUAUUAACUAAUAAAGAAAAUAAUUUGAAAUCAUCACCAUCACCAUCACCAUCUACAUCUACAACUAGAGCUACAACUACAACUAAUUCAAUAAUUACAUUACCACCACCUUCAGUUAUUGAUCGUUCUGUAUCAAUAAUUGGUUCUUCUAAUCCAUUUGAUAUAUCUUUAAGAAUAAACAAUAAUAUUCAACAACAACAACAACAACAAAAGCAACAACAAAAGCAACAACAAAAGCAACAACAAUUGUUUAAUGGAACUCCAUUAACACAAAAUGGAAGAUUACCUAAAAUUGCAUCACCAUUGAUGACUUGUAAUACAGGAUCAAGAUCAGUAUCAGUAUCAGGAUCACCAACAAUGAUAAUUGGCAAUGGUAAUGGUGACGUUGAUAUUGGUAACAAUUCUGGUUCAAGAAAUUCAACAAGUAUUAAUAUUAAUAAUUUUGGAUCGAAAAAAUUUUCAAUAUUUUCAAAUUCUUUACAAGAAAGAUUACGACCUUCAAUAUUUGAAUUUCAUUCAAUUAAUAACCACAACAACAACAAUAUUAAUAAUAGUAAUAAUAAUAGUAAUAAUUUAUCAAAAGAACUUAAUACAACUAUUGUUACUAUACCUAAAAUAAAUUCAAAUUCAAAUUUUAAUUCAAAUUCAAAUUUUAAUUCUAAUUCUGGAUCAUCAAGAACAACUUCUCAAUCAUCAAUAUCAUCAUUAUCAAUUUCAGGUUUAUCUUCAAAAAAAUCAUCAUUAUCAUCAAUUUCCUCUAGUAAUACUAAUACUAAUAAUUUAUCAAUAUUAAAUUCAAUAAAUUAUCGCAAUAACAAUAGUAAUAACAAUAGUAAUAGUAAUAAUAGUAUCAGUACAAUAUCACCAAAAUUGUCUUCACUUUUACAUCAUCAACAACAACAACAUUUAGAACCAGAACCAGAACAUGAAAAUGAAUCACAAAAUCAAAACUCUGUUGUCAUUACUAAUGAUACAAAUAUUCAUUCAUUAGUACCUUGUUCUUCUUCUACAACUACAACUACAAGUACAGAUCAUAGACAAGUGUCAAAUUCACCAAUUUCUCGACAACAACAACAACAACAAAAUAGUGGGACCAAUAACAAUAACAAUAAUAAAAAAGUCUCGGUGACGUCAUUAUUAUUGCCAAAUCAAGGUUAUGUACCACCACCACCACCACCACCACCACCACCACCAUUAUAUAAAUCAUCAAUUAUCACCGAGGAAGAGAAUAGUACCACCAGUAGUAAUAAUAGUAGUAGUACUGGUGGUGGAUAG